GUUAGUCUCCCUUAUCGGACAUUGCUGGUAGUCAUGGCGGUUCUGGCCCUUACCUGGUUGAUACAAGGGACAUCGGCUUCUGCUGUCCGACACCAGGAGGAGAAAAUAAGACAGGUACGGCAUUCAUUUUGCGUCAAUAUUUCUCUUCUCUCGCUCAUGGCUUAGAUUUAUAGAUUUAUAUAGUAUUGAGAUUUGGGCAUUUUUCCCGUUUAAUCAAGUCAUCUGUUGAUUUGCAUUGGGGACGUAUCAAUCCAUAACAUUUCUUCCCAAGAUCCAUCGCAAAUGUGUUAUUUCUAUCUUCACCAUUUGCAUUAGCCAAAUACAACAUCUCCACCUAACCUUCCAAAGAAAAACAUUCCAAACAAAUUUUUCCACCAAAUUUUUCCACCGAAUUUUUCCACCGAAUUUUUCCACCGAACCUUCCAAUAAACACUCCCACCGAAAUUUUCCACCGAAUUUUUCCACCAAAUGUUUCCACCGAACCUUCCGAAAAAAACAUUCCCACCAAAUUCUCCCACUAAACUUCUGACCAUUGCUUUUUAAAACCAAGUUUGUGACUUUUUUUACGACUUUAAACAAAAACUAUAUACAAAAUAAUAUUUAUUGACAUAAUUUAAAUAUGUUUUGUGAUUUUGGUAAACGAAUUAUUUUAAAAUAUUUUUUUUUUUAAAGUGUAACGAUUUAUUUAUUUUUUUUUUUAAAAAAGGAAAUAAUCAAACAAGCUGCUAAAAUAAUCAAAUUGUCCAUGAUGGAUUCCGAUUGGGAUCCCAUCAAUAAAAGGAACGGGGGAACCGCCGACGCUAUCUACAACCUGCCUGACCUUUUGGAAGUCGGCAGGAGGUAA
Lymnaea stagnalis (great pond snail) is the source of this 844-nucleotide messenger RNA. The record is from the annotation of a GenBank genome assembly. Lineage: Eukaryota; Metazoa; Mollusca; Gastropoda; Lymnaeidae.